AUGGCUCGAGUAUCUGACACCUGGGGCCUAGAGUCACAUGCCAGGAAACUCUAUACUCCUGGGCCCCAGGUCGCAGCUUCCAGGUGCCCGCCGUCCCUACCCCGGGCCGGCCUCAAUGCCGUGCCCAACGGUAUCCCCAACGACACCCGAAAGCUUUACCUGGAUGCCAACCAGCUGGCACUGACGAGGUGCCUGGAGCUGAUGCUGGCGAGCUUUUACGUGGUGAUGGAGGUGGUGGAAACCGUGCAGGAAGUCACUCUGGAGAGAGCUGGCAGGGCAAAAGCCAUCUUGUGUCUCCCCAUCUUUGCCCAACUAAAACUACAGGGAUCCGUGGACCAGGAGCAGGUUUUAACCAUCCCCAAGGGCUGUGUCCUGGCCUACCGAGUGAGACAACUGGUGGUCCACAUGAGAAAUGACUGGAACAUUCUACACAUUUACAAUGACAGCAUGCCAACCUUCUUUGGUAAGAGGGCACCAGAUGAAGGGGUGCCUGCCACAUUAACUGUGCCCCUAGGGGAGAUGCACAAAGACUUCAAGACAUUGAAGGAAGAGGUUCAGCGAGAGACACACCAAGUGGAGAAGUUGAGUCCAGUGGAGCGAAGCUCCCUCCUCACUUCCCUCAGCCAUCUCCUAGGAAAGAAGAAAGAGCUCCGGGACCUGGAGCUGAAGCUUGCAGGGGCUCUAGACAAGAGACAACAAAUGACCCUGGAAGCACUCCCCAAAGAUGUCCUUCUGUCAAGGGACACCAUGGACGCCAUCCUCUACUUCCUUGGGGCACUGAAAAUGCUAAGUGAAGUCCAACAGAAGCUUCUACUAAAAUCUGUGGAGAAAAAAAUCCUACCAGCGCAACUGAAGCUGGUUGAAAGCACCCUGCAGCAGAACUUCCUGCAAGAUAAAGAGGGUGUUUUCCCCCUGCGACCUGAUCUGCUCUCCUCCCUCAAGGAGGAGGAACUGAACAUAACAGAAGCUCUGGUGGGGCUGAGCGGCCUGGAAGUCCAGAGAUCAGGCCCCCAGUACACGUGGGAUCCCGACACUCUCCCGGACCUCUGUGCCCUCUACGCUGGUCUCUCCCUCCUUCAGCUGCUAAGCAAAGGUUCCUAAUGCACCUUCUCCCUGCCUCCCUAAUGCCUUCCCAGCCUUACUGCGCUCUAUCUGUAACACUCCAAGGCACUACAGAGCCUCCAGCCUGAGGACAACUGAAAUUCCACGUCGUCCACCAAGUUCCUCCUGCCUCACCAUCUAACUAUCUCCUUCUGUCCUCCAGCUCAACACCCACUGAGCCCAUCUCCUGAUGCUUAAAUCCUGACAAUACAGAAUCAU
Messenger RNA from Apodemus sylvaticus (European woodmouse), 1320 nucleotides. Its product is annotated as gasdermin-A-like. Gene Ontology annotation, biological process: defense response to bacterium; pyroptotic inflammatory response. The record is from RefSeq and is a predicted model, not a curated record. The transcript has 10 exons. Lineage: Eukaryota; Metazoa; Chordata; Mammalia; Rodentia; Muridae. Gene Ontology annotation, molecular function: phosphatidylserine binding; phosphatidylinositol-4,5-bisphosphate binding; phosphatidylinositol-4-phosphate binding. Bases 1 to 1101 code for a protein of 366 amino acids.